UAAACACACACUUCUUUCGCUUAGAUACAUUUUCCAUAUAACCAUAUGUCAUUGUUACCUCGUCGUCGCGUUAUUGUCAAUGGGAACCAAAGGAUGAGAACCCAUCAUUACUAUUGGUGUCGACGUUGUCAAAGAACAUUUAGAACCAACUCAAAUCACCUACCCGAAACUGUUUGCCCACGAUGUUUAGGAAUUAUCCCCGAUGAGCUUGAUAUGCAAAGACCUAGGUUGAUAUCCAACGUUGCAAAUGUAGAACCAUCUUUGGCCACACAACUAAUAGAGAACUUGGCUCUUUUACUUGAUCCGCCUGAGCCACAACAAUUCCUUGGACCACAUGGUCUUGAUACUGAAACUGAUCAAAGUCUAGACCCAAAUUUUAUCUUCCAAAUUACAGGCUCUCAGCCGAGACUUGUGGGUGAUGGAUCUCUUGAUGCCCAAAAUGCGGCUUUUGAGGAAGCUGGUAACGUUUUCAAUGAAGAAGAGACCCAAAGACCGUCUCAAACAACAUCAAUUAUUGAAGCCCUGCCGCUUGUGACUCUAACUCCAUCUCAUUUGGCUAACGAUUUGCAUUGCCCUGUCUGCAAAGAUGAGUUUGAGGUUGGAGGAGAAGCAAGGGAACUGCCUUGUAAACAUUUCUAUCAUUCUGACUGCAUCUUUCCAUGGUUGAGCAUCCACGAUACCUGCCCAGUAUGCCGAUAUGUGAUAGAAGGCCUCUCAAACAACAAUCAUCAAACGCAUUACGAAGAUGCUUUUCCAAGACAAGAUUUUGGAAACAAUUUCGACAUGAAUAGGGGUUUAGAACAACUAAUCAUGGUAUGGCCUUUUAGAGCAUUCUCAAACUCGGCAUUUCAACAAGAUUAUUAUCAUCACAACAGGAAUCCUAUAUCUCUCUUAGAUAGAAUUGGUGACACGCUUGGUUCAGUUUAUGAGUUCUUAUCUUACUUGGUAUCGCCUUUUCGAAAUAAUAUGUAUUAAGGAACUUUAAACACAAUGUGAUUGUUAAACAAACAAUAAGUUAAAUCUCACAAUGUAAUUCAUUGGAUGACUUCAUAUAGGACAAUGUUAUAUGAAAUUCCAUUAUCAUUUA
Erigeron canadensis is the source of this 1087-nucleotide messenger RNA. RefSeq names its product probable E3 ubiquitin-protein ligase RHC1A. The transcript has 2 exons. The coding region runs from base 46 to 975 and encodes 309 amino acids. The record is from RefSeq and is a predicted model, not a curated record. Gene Ontology annotation, molecular function: ubiquitin protein ligase activity. Gene Ontology annotation, biological process: protein ubiquitination. Lineage: Eukaryota; Viridiplantae; Streptophyta; Magnoliopsida; Asterales; Asteraceae. Gene Ontology annotation, cellular component: cytoplasm.